This is a messenger RNA of Orussus abietinus, 1055 nucleotides long. RefSeq lists its product as uncharacterized. The coding region runs from base 1 to 924 and encodes 307 amino acids. The record is from RefSeq and is a predicted model, not a curated record. The transcript is spliced from 5 exons. Lineage: Eukaryota; Metazoa; Arthropoda; Insecta; Hymenoptera; Orussidae.
AUGGCUUGUCUUUAUCCAAUCGAUAUGCAAUUUUGCAGCUAUUCCGCAGGUGGUCCAGAGGUCCUAGUCAAGGUGGCUUCCUACGGGAGGAGACAUCUCCUGACGGAGGAGGUGCCGGGACUUUAUAUACGGAGACUUACUCUCGAGGACCCCAGGAGUGCGAGGGAACGUCCUGCUUCAAGGACGGAAGCUUCGACGCGACAUAUCUGCACUUCAAGGAGCGCCGCACCUACGGGACGGGGAACUUCCAGAUCGUGGCUGGAGAAGAUUCGCGACGAGAGACCAGCCUUCCUGACGAUCACGUCUUUGGAGCUUCCGGAAUGUCCCAUUCCGCUGAUCGAAUCUCAGCGAGCCCGAUAUCGCUCGCAGGAAUCCUCGGCCAAUUCCGAGGAAAAGGACGACAUUUUGGAGGAGCUUUUGGAAAAAGUUGCGCUGGCAAGUCGCGAGAGGGAGAAAGACACAGGACACGAUGAUGCGAAAAGAGGAAAGCGGAUUCGAAGGCGAGAUGGAGAAUCCUUCGAGUGCUCCAGAGAGCUGGAUGGACUCGAAGAGUGCACCCGCAACAUCCUUCAAGGGCCAGAUUACGGGAAAGCAUUGCAGCUGCUGGAAAGGCAAAAGGAUUGUAUUUGCUCGGAGGUCUCGGAGAACUUGCGAAUUAACAUUCGUCGUAAGGUCGAGGUCAGGAGGUCAUCAGAAACUUCCAGCCCGGAAGCGAACCACCCGACUCGCGUCCCGAAGAAGACCUUGCCGGAGCCCCGGGAUGAUCCCGAGGGAAAUUCAGGAAGUAAAUGCGCAUUUAUUAAGGAACUCACGCUGAACUGUAGCAGCGUGCAGCUAUCCUUCCGGAACUCUUUCUCCAAGAAACUCGAAAAUCUAAGCGACAGUGAUUCCAGUUACGAAUCAUCCGACAACGACAUCGAUUAAUUGUAAAAUACAUGCAGCUAUCCUAGAAUUUAGUAAUGGAUGUUGAAGGUUCCCAAAUAGUAGCCUCAAGUAUAUAAGACUUCGGAGCUUUUAUUAUAAUUCUUUACCUACUAUAUUUUCUAUACUUCUGG